AUGGAGUUCAACGCGCUAGUCUGGGCGAAGGCUCACGAUGGGCAAUGGCACAGGGGCACCGUCAUCUCGAGGGAGGAGACCGGCAGUCUUCGCCACAUAAAGGUUGUGCUCGACGACAAGGAGGAGAAGGUGUACACGCUGACGGCUGCCCAGGCGGACGAGGGAGAGGGAACGGAGCACCUGAAGCUGAGGAACGUCAAGGGCCAAGGCGGGGCGAGUAUCGAAGAAGGGCCGGGGGUGGAUGACCUUAUCGUGCUGACACAUCUGCACGAGCCGGCCAUCCUCUACACGCUCCACCAGCGAUACAUCGAGGACGUGAUUUACACCUACACGGGCCCCAUCCUCCUGGCCAUCAACCCCUUCUGGAGGGUACCGCUGUACACAAAUGAGAUUCUCGAACAGUACCGGCGGGAGGGCAAGGCCAAGGCCUUCGACCCGGACUACCUGUCCCGGCUCCCCCCCCACGUGUACGCCAUCGCAGACGAUGCCUACCGGCUGAUGAACAACCCGACCUCGGAGAACCAGAAGAGAAAUCAGUCCAUCCUGGUGAGCGGGGAGUCCGGAGCGGGUAAGACCGAGACGACAAAGAUCGUGAUGAAGUACCUGGCCAUCCUGGGAGGGCAUGACUCGGAAGCGCUCCUGGCAGGGGACGACUCCGUCAAGUCGAUCGAACAGCAGGUAUUGCAAAGCAAUCCCAUCCUCGAGGCGUUCGGAAACGCCCGCACGGUGCGAAACGACAACUCGUCGCGGUUCGGCAAGUUCAUCCAGAUCGACUUCGAUAAGGACGGCUUCCUCAUCGGGGCAGGCAUUAGAACGUUCCUGCUGGAGAAGAUCCGGCUGGUGCACACCUCGGAGGGGGAGCGCAACUUCCACAUCUUCUACCUCAUGCUGGCCGGCACGAGCGACGAGCAGAGGGCGGCCCUCCACCUGCAGCCGGACCCGCGGGUGUACCACUACAUCAACCAGAGCAGCUGCUACGAACGGAGAGACGGCGUGAUGGACUCGGACCUUUGGACGGAGCUUAACAAGGCUAUGAAGGUGAUGGACGUUAGCGACGAGGACAUGUCGCAGGUGUUCAAGGCCGUGGCGGGGGUACUGAACUGCGGCAACGUCAAGUUCCGGGAUGUGCUUGACAACGAUAAGACCACGGAAGUGGUGGGGGUCUUGGACGAGCAGGCGGACGCUAAGGAAUAUGCCAGGCGCGCUGCCGAGCUGCUUGGCGUGGAUCCGGUAACGCUGGUCAACGCCAUGUCUUUCCGCCGUAUCAAGGCGGGGCAUGAGUGGUUCACGGUGUACCUGGACGCGAAGAAGUGCUACCACCUAAGGGAGGCGUUGUGCAAGUCCAUCUAUUCGGGGUUGUUCGACUGGCUCGUCGCCAAGAUCAACCACACGAUCGACAAGCAGAGGGGGAGGAACCGCGACGAGACGAGCCCUUCCAGCCCCGGCAGCAGCUUCGCGUGGGGCCAGUCUCAGUCUCCGAAGCCGGUGUCGACGACAGCGGGGGGUAAGACCUUCAACAGCGUCGUCGGGGGCGGCGGGGCAGGCGAUGCCGUUCCUGACAAGAAUAUGUUCAUUGGUCUCCUCGAUAUCUUCGGAUUCGAGUCGUUCGAGCACAACUACUUCGAGCAGUUCUUGAUCAACUACGCGAACGAGAAGCUGCAGCAGCAGUUCAACCAGUUCGUGUUCGAGGUGGAGCAGGAGGAAUACCGCAGCGAGGGGAUCAAGUGGGACUUCAUCGAGUUCCCCGACAACAAGGACUGCAUCACCCUGAUCGAAGCCAAGCCGGCGGGCAUCCUGGCCCUCCUCGACGAGCAGUGUCUCGUGCCCAAAGGAACCGACAAGUCCUUCGCGUCCAACAUGUACAACCGCCUCACGCAGCACAAGCCGUUCAGCGUGCCGCACGCCGACAAGGUGGACUACAAGUUCAUGAUCCACCACUACGCGGGCAACAUCGUGUAUCACACGGAGGGUUUCCUGGAGAAGAAUCGCGACAUGCUUCACCAGGAGGGGACAGACCUGCUCAAGAGCUCCUCGUCGGAGUUCGUCCGCAGCUUUGGCGCAAGAAAGGGGACGGUGGCCUUGCAGGCCCAGGUGCGGGGCCACCAGGCGAGACUAAAGGUGCUGGCGCUCCGCUACCUCAACGCCUGCCUCAUGGCUCAGAGGAUCGUAAGGGGCUUCGUCAAGCGAACUCAGUACAAGCGAACCAAGGAUGCGGCGUUGAAGGUGCAGUCGUGGGGGAGGAUGUCGGUGGUUCAGAGAAGCUACCAGAAGGACCGCUCGAGGGCGAUCACGGUGCAGUGCCUGGCGAGGACGAGGUCGGCCAAGUCAGAGCUGCGGAAACGUAAAAAGGAGAAGGAGAACGUCGAUGCCUUGCAGGCCAAGAUCAAGGCCUACGAGCAAGCGGCGAAGGCGAGGGAGGCGGAGUUACGGCGGGAGCAGGAAGCGGCUAUCGCUCGGAUCAAGGCCGAAGCGGAGGCGACGGCCAGGGCGGAGAUGCGGGAGAAGGCGCGGCUGGAGGAGGAGCGGAGGGUACGAAAAGACCACGAGGCGAAAGUCAAGGUUCAGGAGGAGAAGAUGGAGAAGGACGCGGCGGAGAUGAAGGCGAGGAUAGAGGAGGAGUACCGAGUCAAGGCGGAGACCGAGGCGCGGGCGAAGAUCGAGGCGGAGCUGGCGGCCGAAAGAGCGGAGGCCGAGAGCAAAAAGGCAGCCACCGCCGCCGCUGCCAACGGGGGCACGGCAGCCGGGACCGCGAACGGGGGGGUAGGGGCCGGGUCGAGCCACAGCAACGUGAGGGGGGGGCUGCGGCUCGCCAGCCCCGGAGGGUCGAGCGACGGGACCGAGAUGAACUCCCUCUCGGCGCGGUCGAGCGAGGCGGGGGUGGGGGGGGGUGGGGGGGGUAUCACGGACCUCAACGGGCCCCCCUUCUCGGGCGGGAGGAUGCUGGACGUGUCGGAGGCGGAGGAGAUGAACGCCGCGAUCAAGCAGCUGUACCUCAAGACGCCCGCGGGGUCGACGCCGUUCGUGCUGUUCAAGGCCAGGCUGAGGACCAGCAGGAGGGAGUGGCACAUCGAGAGGCGUUACAGCGACUUCGUGUGGCUACAUGAGGCCCUUGUUGAGGCGCGGCAGACAGAUCUUCCCGAGCUUCCCGCGCGACGGCUGUUCGGCGACCCACUGGACAAGGACUUUCUCAAGGGCCGUCAGAUGGCCCUGGACUUCUACCUGACGGGUUUGUUAGCCAAGUACCAGAAGUGGCUGGUUGAGUCCCCUGCCAAGAUGGAAAUCAGGCUGGACCAGACGGGCAACAUGAUGAAGGAGAUGGUGGCACGACAGACGUUGGUGGCCUUCCUGAAUCCCAACCAGGAAUCUCUUCAUCGGGAGGAUGAUAGCGUGAUGGGGGCAAUGUCCGGAUUCAUGCGAACCUUGCGACGUUGAUGAUACAUCCCUCAGAAUUUUUCUGUCUCUCUUUUUUCAAAUCAUAACGGCAAAUUGCGCAGCGAGCGUUGACUUUUUUAUCGGUUGCAGCGGCGGCGGCGGCAGCAGCAGCUGCUACAGUGACAGCAGCAGCAGUAGCAGUCAAUCGUCGAGAAAAAAUAAACUGUGGGGGAGAAAUGGGGAGCUCCUCAAAAAGCGUUCCGAGGAAUUUGAUUGACUGACUCCUGUCUGGCGGCGGAAGGAAAAUAUGUGAGAGAGAGCGGGCAGUUGUGGUGCAUCGUACGGUACGGCAUGGGGGAGUUCUUUAUGGACGGAUAGCUGCGUUUUUUGGGGGUCUUGGUAGAAGAAGGAAGUUUUUCCUCGUUGAGUGACGACGAGAAUUGCGAGUGGGUGCCUGGCAUUGUGGGGAGGAUGCAGAGGCCAGCCGCAGAGGUGUGGGGGUCGGGGAGGAAGAAACAGCAGCAGCAAUAACGAACUGGGGUAUUUUGACCGGUUGCUUCCAUUUAAACGAAAAAUCUUUUCUGUUUUUUGUUUUUGUUUUUAUUUCUCUCUUUUGCCUACCAUACGUUAUUCUUGAGUCCUCAACGAUUGAAGGCUAGCUAGUUUUGCACGUCUCUUGUGUUUUUUUUAAAAGGGGGGUUUCUCUAUUUUAGCUCACCGUCGUGUUUUGUUGCACCUUCGUGUGUAACGUGCGUUCCUUUUGCUUCUGGCGCGCGACACACACUCAGGCGCUGUUGCCAUGAUAGAAGGGGUAGCCUGAUAUCCAUGAGCGGGUAUUACGUUUCGUUUCUGCUUCCUGCCGUCUCCCGCUAUCCGCCCCACCCACUCCCGCGUUCCCAGCUACCCUGGUCGGAAGAAAUGCUUGUUUGUGACAACAGCAUGGUGGGUGACGCUGCUGCAAGUGUUCCAUGGCGUGCACGGAUAACCGCACCGUAUAAAACCCGUCCGUUGUUUCUAGAUCGGUAGGCCGACACUUAUGCCGGGUCCACGCGACGAUUUAUUGGGAGGGAGUGGGGGCGGGGGACCAAGGUCUCUAGUUUUCGUGUAAGCUUCUACUUGGUGAUUACGAUCUGCCUCUUCUUGGCUGAGCCGCUUGGUGGUAGGCGUUUCACCCUUAGGGUUUCCACCUUGAAGAAGGCGUGUUCGUCGAAGAAAAAAUUAAAGAAUCUGCAGCAGCAGCACCAGCUGGCGCCUUCUCUUUUGUCCCUCGGGCGUGUUUCUGCUUUUCACUCUUGUAGGCGUUGUAUUCGUCGAAGAUUAAUUUCGUCGUGAGCAGCAGCAGAAGCUGGUACCUCUGUGAGCAGCAGAUGGUACCCGGGCGUUGUCUGCUCAUGGACGCGUUAAGCACGAAAGCAAAACUGCCACCACGGACGGCGAAUUGAAUUGUUGUGGGUGUUGUGAGAUAUUUCUACGCGCGCGGGUGUACCGUCGUUGGUUGCCGUCAGGUUUUUGGGAGGCGCGGCAGCAUCGGUUCAUUGAGUCAGAGGGCAAGAUUCGUUCACGCGGGGGAAAAAGUGUACCCUUCGACG
Ectocarpus siliculosus is the source of this 4961-nucleotide messenger RNA. NCBI's taxonomy places the organism in Eukaryota, Phaeophyceae, Ectocarpales, Ectocarpaceae. The record is from the annotation of a GenBank genome assembly.